Messenger RNA from Paramuricea clavata, 975 nucleotides. Lineage: Eukaryota; Metazoa; Cnidaria; Anthozoa; Malacalcyonacea; Plexauridae. The record is from the annotation of a GenBank genome assembly.
AUGAAUAUACAAAUUGUUAGCAACGCUAUUAAUCAAGCUGGCGGUACAAAUUAUACAAAUGAAUUUGUAAUGCUGUUGCCUAUGAUGUUGGACGCUGAAAAUAGGGAACUGUUUAUGCAUGUUUUAAAUAUAUCGUACCUGUUGACUAUUGAAAAUGUUCUAAAAGAGAAAUGCGGUGUUCGAAUUACACUUCAUUUUCCCACAACAAGUAAUUCGGGUAUCGCAAUUAAAUACAAAACGGAUAUGAUUUAUAUACCCUUGGGGUAUUAUUCAUUAAAAGGACUUAUAAGUAUUUUGAAUAGUUAUGUUUACGAAUAUGAUGUGCGUUUUACGGUAUUAAAUAGCGGUCGAAUUGGUGUUACAUACAGUAUUGAAAGAGAAUAUUGGCAUUCCGACACUAAUAUUGUUACAACAAAUAGCGCGCCUCUUCAAAUAUAUCAAACUUUUAGCCAAAAUACUAAUGAAGGUACUGAAUUUGAGAUGGAACUUACGGAAUCAUUACAAUAUAUGUUGGGUUUAAGAAAAAUAGUGGUUCAUUCUUCGGUCGAAAGAUUAAAAAAUCAUACCACUUAUUUUAACGAAACACGACAUCUUGUUUCAGCUGAAGAAUUUAACGUGUUAAAGUAUUAUGAUUUGAUGAAUGUGGCAAAUGAGUUGGGUGAUAAUAAUUUUGCAUGUACUUUUAUGGGUGCAGAAUUACCCGAUAUAAGUGAUGGAGUCGAUAAAAUGUUUAUAUACUGCGAACAGUUGGAGAUGUCAAUUGUAGGCGACACAUACGCGCCAUUACUUGCAAUUGUACCUUUAAAAGAAAAAGAUCGUGGAAACGGGUCAUUGUGUGUGUAUACUCCACCUGAUACUAGACAGCAAUUUAUCAAGAGUAGAAUUAACGAGUUAAAAAUUGGUUUAUACGAUACAACACACACAUUAAUACCAUUCAGUAGCGGUACUGUAAAUAUUGAAUGUGUGGUAGAAUAA